This is a messenger RNA of Aureobasidium vineae, 804 nucleotides long. Lineage: Eukaryota; Fungi; Ascomycota; Dothideomycetes; Dothideales; Saccotheciaceae. The record is from the annotation of a GenBank genome assembly.
AUGAAGACUUUUACUCUGGCUGGCCUAUUGGCCUCUCCUCUUGCUGUUGUGGCAGCGCCUGCCUGGACCAUGUACGCUUACAAUGAGAGCGUGCCUGAGAUCCACGGCAAGCCCAUCAAUGCCGACAGUGGCUACUUCUGGAUCAACAAGGAUGCUGCAGCCGUCUGCCCCGACUACGACCCCGAGUGCCCGGCCGCAAACACCACAAUCGUUUCAGGUCCUGUGAACGGAGAUGGUUCCGCUGCCGAGAACUCAUACUGGUUCAUGGGUAUUCUUCAGCAAGGUGGCCAACAGAUGGAUACUGCCGGUCUCGACGCCACUACCGGUGGUCUGCCGCUCAAGUACACAGCCGUGGGUGCUGCAGACAGAGGUGUCGGUGUCUGGGAUACUGCCCGCAACUCGCAUCCCAGCAUUAUCUUCGACAACAGCACUGUGGAGACUCUGGGUGCUCCCACCAUCCGCUCGAAACCCAGUUCUGUGCACUACACAUGGAUGGCUUGUCCUUACCCUUUGACCUACCCUUACCCUGCUUCGCUUCAAGACGUCGAUCUCAGCAAGCCUAUGACUAUCCACGACAUCACCACCGAGGACGUCAACGACUCUCCUUGGUGCGUCCGUCUCGAGAUCACGCUCAAGCCUACCACCCUGGCUGCUCCUCAAUACUACUACUGCGAGGGUUGCCAGUGGAGAUGCGACAACAUCUACGGUGACAGCGUCUGCAAUGCUGGCAAGAAGCCUGCCUGUCUCGAGCCGUACUGUGGCCCUUAUACUGAGGAGACUAAGGGAAGCAAGGUCACUGGAUAA